Messenger RNA from Neopelma chrysocephalum (saffron-crested tyrant-manakin), 615 nucleotides. Its product is annotated as olfactory receptor 14J1-like. The record is from RefSeq and is a predicted model, not a curated record. Gene Ontology annotation, cellular component: membrane. Bases 1 to 615 code for a protein of 204 amino acids. Gene Ontology annotation, molecular function: olfactory receptor activity. Gene Ontology annotation, biological process: G protein-coupled receptor signaling pathway. NCBI's taxonomy places the organism in Eukaryota, Metazoa, Chordata, Aves, Passeriformes, Pipridae. The transcript has a single exon.
AUGUGCUAUGACCGCUAUGUUGCCAUCUGCAAACCCCUGCACUACGGGACCCUCCUGGGCAGCAGAGCUUGUGCCCACAUGGCAGCAGCUGCCUGGGCUGCUGGGUUUCUCAUUGCUCUGCUGCACACAGCCAAUACAUUUUCCCUGCCCCUGUGCCAGGGCAAUGCCCUGGGCCAGUUCUUCUGUGAAAUCCCACACAUCCUCAAGCUCUCCUGCUCACACUCAGGCUACCUCAGGGAACUUGGGCUCAUUGUGGUUAGUGCCUGUUUACUGUUUGGUUGUUUUGUUUUCAUUGUUUUCUCCUAUGUGCAGAUCUUCAGGGCUGUGCUGAGGAUCCCCUCUGAGCAGGGACGGCACAAAGCCUUUUCCACCUGCCUCCCUCACCUGGCUGUGGUCUCUAUUGUUAUCAGCACUGCAACAUUUUCCCACCUGAAACCUCCCUUCUUCUCCUCCCCAUCCCUGGCCGUGGCCCUGUCAGUUCUGUACUCAGUGGUGUCUCCAGCACUGAACCCCUUCAUCUACAGCCUCAGGAACCAGGAGCUCAAGAAUGCCCUGAGGAAAAUGAUGACUGGAUACUUUUCAGGGGCAAUGAAGUGCCUGUGUUCUGGUGUGUAG